Molecule: messenger RNA, 1828 nt
Organism: Anarrhichthys ocellatus (wolf-eel)
Lineage: Eukaryota; Metazoa; Chordata; Actinopteri; Perciformes; Anarhichadidae
Product: amyloid-beta A4 protein-like
Exons: 10
Biological process (GO): central nervous system development; axonogenesis
Cellular component (GO): cell surface; early endosome; plasma membrane
Molecular function (GO): heparin binding; signaling receptor binding; serine-type endopeptidase inhibitor activity
Source: RefSeq, a predicted model, not a curated record
AAUACUAUUUUAUUCAAUGUUGCAUUUUAUUGGAUAAGGUAUAUACAAUAUUAUCAAAUAAAUGGGUAGAGGCUCUGGGUUCCAUAUGCGAUUACCUUGGCAUGACAGCACGCACGCACACAGACAGACAGACUCCCCCGCCCCAGCUCAAUCCAAACACACAUCCAGGGAUCAGCACAGUCACCAUCGGGAGCUAAACAGAGAGGGAUCACCGGGAACCCUUCAGCCGCCGCUGCUGUCGACACACACACUACCACCUGCGUUGACACUUUUAUAUUUCUAACGGAAGAACCGUGAACAUAAAGGGGGUGCUGGAUACCGGGAGGACGGCAUGGGAGAGCUCACGGCGUUUCUGCUGUUACUGGUGGCGACCUUGACGCUUUCGUCCGAGGUGCCUGCUGAUGACUCUGUGGGUUUGCUAACUGAGCCCCAGGUGGCCAUGUUCUGCGGGAAGCUCAACAUGCACAUCAAUGUGCAGAGUGGCAAAUGGGAGUCUGACCUCUCGGGCACGAAGAGCUGCAUCGGCACCAAGGAGGGCAUCCUGCAGUACUGCCAAGAGGUGUACCCAGAGUUGCAGAUUACAAAUGUUGUGGAGGCCAACCAGCCCGUCAGCAUCCAGAACUGGUGCAAGAAAGGCCGCAAGCAGUGCCGCAGUCACACACACAUUGUGGUGCCAUACCGCUGCCUGGUUGGGGAGUUUGUGAGCGAUGCCUUGCUCGUGCCUGACAAGUGCAAGUUCCUGCACAAGGAGCGAAUGGACCAGUGUGAGAGCCAUCUGCACUGGCACACUGUCGCCAAAGAGUCCUGUGGAGACCGCUCCAUGAACCUCCAUGAUUACGGGAUGCUGUUGCCAUGUGGUAUCGACCGUUUCCGAGGGGUGGAGUUUGUCUGCUGCCCGGCGGAGGCGGAGCGAGAGGCGGACAGCGCGGAGCUGGAAGGGGAGGAGUCAGACGUCUGGUGGGGCGGAGCUGAGGCCGAAUACUCUGAUAACAGCAUGUCACACCCGACCGACACAGAGGCAGCCAUCGCUGAGGACGAAGAAGAGGACGACGACGACGACACGGAGACUUUUGAAAGGGAUGAGAACGGAGAUGGCGACAAUGAUGAAGAUGAUGAGGAUGAGGAGGAAGACGACGACGUGACCGAUGAACGGGAUAGCGAUGAGCGCAAUGCUAACAUCGCAAUGACCACCACCACCACCACCACCACCGAAUCAGUUGAGGAAGUCGUUCGAGCCGUUUGUUGGGCUCGUGCUGAGUCGGGCCCCUGUCACGCCAUGCUGGAGCGUUGGUACUUCCUGCCUAAGAAGGGCCGCUGUGUUCCCUUCUUGUUUGGGGGCUGUGGGGGCAACAGGAAUAACUUUGACUCGGAGGAGUACUGCCUAGCUGUCUGCAGCAGCUCGUUGCCCACCAUAGCCCCCAGUCCUCCAGACGCCGUGGAUCGGUACCUCGAAUCUCCCGGGGACGACAGCGAACACUCUGACUUCCAGAAGGCCAAGGAAAGCCUAGAGGCCAAACACCGUGAAAAGAUGUCCCAGGUGAUGAGGGAGUGGGAGGAGGCUGAGAGGCAGGCCAAGAACCUUCCUCGUGCUGACAAGAAAGCUCUCAUCCAGCACUUCCAGGAGAAGGUGGAGGCCCUCGAGCGGGAGGCAGCAGGAGAGAGGCAGCAGCUGGUGGAAACCCACAUGGCCCGGGUGGAAGCUCUGCUCAACAGCCGCCGACGCCUGUCUCUAGAAACUUACAUCAGUUCCCUACAGGCCAAUCCUCCACGGGUACACACACACACACACACACACACACACACACACACACAGACACACAGACACACA